Messenger RNA from Lagenorhynchus albirostris (white-beaked dolphin), 3826 nucleotides. RefSeq names its product F-box protein 34 (gene FBXO34). The coding region runs from base 495 to 2726 and encodes 743 amino acids. The transcript is spliced from 6 exons. Gene Ontology annotation, molecular function: protein binding. Lineage: Eukaryota; Metazoa; Chordata; Mammalia; Artiodactyla; Delphinidae. The record is from RefSeq and is a predicted model, not a curated record.
AGCGGAGGAGAUCCGGGAUAGGCCGUGGGGAGGCUCCAGGUCGGCUCUCCCACCCCCGGGACCGGCGGCCGGUGAGGAAAUCGGGCCCUGGGUGGGGGUAGCCUCGCCCUGUCGCGCCCGCCGGGGCUCUACCGCUCCGUCCUUCCCCGUCCCAGCGCAGAACUGCUGCUCAGUGAACAUCCUGUGACUUGCCUUCAUUAUGCUCAUUUCGCAUAGAGUCGUCUUCCUUGGUUUAUUGCCUUGUUUUGCUGGGGUACAUACUAAGAUUCUUUUCCCAUCUAGGUUAUCACAGAAUAUUGAGUAGAGUUCCCUGUGCUAUACAAUGUUUGAUUCUGAUUUAACCAAUCAAAUGGAAGAAUGAAGCAAUAUGAAACUGAUUGGGAUCUCUGUAUCUAGACAGGGUUCGUCAGCUGUGGUUGCAGGCUGUGAACUACAAAAACACUGAGGAAAAUGAAGUUUGUGGUGACGUGAGGGCCACAAGGUGAUAGGUGGGCAUGCAGGGAUUGGGGAGAAAGAAGGAGCAGCUGGUACAAAGACCCCAAGAUGCAGAUGCGCUGAGGAACAGAAAGAGGACCAAAGCCUCUGUUAUGCACCUAAAGCCAUACUGGAAACUCCAGAAGAAAGUGCGACCUUUGGAAAUCAUCAAGGAAACUCUGAGAAUUCCUAUGAGCCACCAACAAGCUAUAAAUGAUGAAAAAUGCAAAGCUAGCUGUAUGAAACCAAGUGUCUUUCCUUCAGCCUCUCUUGGUAAAGCAUCAUCUCGAAAGCCUUUUAGAAUCCUUUCUCCAAAUGUCCUGUGCAGUAUGAGUGGGAACAGUCCUGAAGAGAGCAGCGUGAAUGUUAAAACCAAGAAGAAUGCAUCGUCUGCAACAAUCCACCAGGGUGAGGAAGGGGAAGGGCCACUUGAUAUCUGGGCUGUCGUGAAACCGGGAAAUACCAAGGAAAAGAUUGCAUUCUUUGCAGCCCACCAGUGUAGUAAUAGAAUAGGAUCUAUGAAAAUAAAAAGCUCCUGGGAUAUUGAUGGGAGAGCUACUAAAAGAAGGAAAAAAUCAGGGGAUCUUAAAAAAGCCAAGAUACAGUUAGAAAGGAUGAAGGAAGUCAACAGCAGAUGCUACCAACCUGAGCCUUUUGCGUGUGGCAUCGAGCAUUGUUCUGUGCAUUACGUGAGUGACAACGGGGACGGAGUCUAUGCCGGGAGGCCUCUGUCGGUCAUACAAAUGGUUGCCUUCCUCGAGCAAAGAGCCAGUGCUCUGCUAGCCAGUUGUGCGAAAAACUGCACUAACUCACCUGCUGUGGUGCGGUUUUCCGGGCCAUCCAGAGGUGUGCCCCCAGCCCCCGAGCCCUUGUCUGCCCCAGGAGCAUGUGAAGAACCCAUGGAAAGGAGAAAUCCUGAGGUUGGUGAAUCACAGAGUGAGCCAGUCCAUGUCCUUGACAUGGUAGCCAGGCUGGAGUCCGAGUGCCUGAAGCGGCAGAGCCAGCGUGAGCCUGGGAGCCUCUCGAGGAAUAACAGCUUCCGUCGCAAUGUGGGCCGCGUGUUGCUUGUGAAUGGCACCCAGGCUGAGGAAAGCAAAACAAACAAAGGCGCCUUGGAGGUACCUGACACUCAGGUGAAAACUGUGGGGUCUGUAUCUGUGGACUGUGGCCCCUUAAGAGCUGACCAUUGUUCUCCCAAGGGGGACCAGGCCUGGGACGGCGCUCCUCGGGGCUGUCCCUCAUUGCCAGCAGGCGUGAGUUUGCACACGGACAGUGCAGAAUUAGAGCCAGAUCAGCAGACUGCCAUGAAAAACAGCAAUACACAUGAUGUGGAAAUGACAGAGGAACUUGUUGGGUCACCUUUUCCUCCUCGCACCUGUCCCCAAGCCAUUGAAUUGCCCCCAGAUGCUAUUGAUGGUAUGAGUGAAGAGCUUGUGCCUCUUGCUAGCCAAAAUCCUGAUCAGAGAAGAAAAGAAUCUUUGUGCAUUAGUAUCACUGUGUCCAAGGUAGAGAAAGACCAGCCUUCCAGCUCAAAGUCCUGCGAAGACCCACUUCCAGGGAUGUUGUUUUUUUUGCCAUCUGGUCAGCACCAGUCGGGCUGUUCCCAGCUGAAUGAAGGCACAACAGAAGAGUCUUCCGAGGCCAGUCAGCUUGAAGAUGCUGCUGAGGGUGACAGUGCAUCUGAGGAAAGAAGUGUCUCGGCUGAUUCAUUUGUCCCGCUGGCUUCUGUGGAAAGUACAUUGCCAGUGCUCGAGGCAUCCAGUUGGAAGAAGCAGGUGUCGCAUGACUUUCUGGAGACCAGGUUUAAAAUCCAGCAGCUUCUGGAGCCUCAGCAGUACAUGGCUUUUCUGCCCCACCACAUUAUGGUGAAAAUCUUCAGGUUACUUCCCACUAAGAGUUUAGUGGCUCUUAAAUGUACCUGCUGCUAUUUCAAGUUUAUCAUUGAAUAUUACAAUAUCAGGCCAGCAGAUUCUCGCUGGGUUCGGGAUCCACGCUAUAGAGAGGAUCCGUGCAAGCAGUGCAAGAAAAAAUAUGUGAAAGGGGAUGUGUCCCUGUGCCGGUGGCACCCCAAGCCCUAUUGCCAGGCAUUGCCCUAUGGGCCGGGAUACUGGAUGUGCUGCCACCGGUCUCAGAAGGGCUUCCCUGGCUGUAAGCUGGGGCUUCAUGACAAUCACUGGGUCCCUGCUUGCCAUAGCUUUAAUCGGGCAAUCCAUAAGAAAGCAAAAGGGACUGAAACUGAAGAGGAGUACUAAAGUUUAUGUGCGAGGCAACGGAUUGAUCUUUAAAACUGCAAACCACCACCUAGAUACGCCGUUCCAGUGAGUGUUGCCUCUCAGUCUUCGUUCCAGGAGAACCUCUGCUACUCCAUCAGGACUGCCAUUGCUCAGGCAUCUUAAAUCUCUGAAUUUACGAGCUGUACAAGAAAAUCGGUCUCAUCGUUUUACAGUGGUGCCUCAUGCUUGAUCCAGGGCUGUAUCCCACAGUUUGAUCCACUUGGCUGUGAAUAACUAUGCCUGUUUUCCCAAAUCGAAUCCUUCUUCAAAGGAUUGUUCAAAGAAGACUUGCCACCGUCAAGAAUGUUCAGCAGAGUUCAUCGCAGACUAUGCAGGCAAUCCCCAAAAAGGGGUUCUGGGCAUGUUUUGAGCACUGGCACCAUAUCUGAAAUAGGUGAAUAGUGUCCUAUGAAGAGAAUAGCAGUACUCUUGGGUGAAAAGUAUGCUUACAAAGAAAAGUUAGGCACCUUACCUUAGACCUUGUAUGCUUGAUCUGUGAGACUGAUGUUUGUGGUUGGAGAUGGAUUUCAUGCCCUGUGGUGUUUACAGUGUAUAUAAUGGUUGUGUUUUCAUAGGGCUAUGAAAGUGCACAUUAAACCUGAGCGCCUUUACUUUAGAUGAGUGCUUUUGGCCCCUCUGUAAAUAACACUAUUAAAAUCCAGGUGUAAAUAGCGGACAGCUGACUGAACAUAAUCACCACAAUGCAGCUAGGAUAGUGUUGCAGCUACAACUGUGUGGAUUUUUUUUGGUUUUUUGUUUUUUGGUCUCGUCUCAAAUUUGUAUAAAAUAUGAAUGUUUCCCAAAUAAACUAUGAAUGUUUUCUGUAUAAUAUAUGAAUGUUUCUGAGAAGAAACUAUAAAUAGUUAAGAGGUUAACCUGUUGAAAGGAUACCAAAUAAUGGUUUAACUGGACAACCUUAAAAAAUUAGCAUAGAGAACAAUCCUUUGUUAUAUUUUAGUGAUUCACCAAGAAUGAGAGAAUAUUAUAUAGUCAGAUUAUAACAUUCUUGUCUAUUUUAUUCUUUCUGUCUGGUUACAAAUUUUUUUUAACUUCAAUAAAAACAUGCAUCUUAAAUGGGA